UUAGCUGAGCUAGACAAUACGAUGCGCGAAGUCAUAGAUAUCGACACCGAGAUGAAGGCGAACGAGAAAGCUCUCUCCGAGUUGCACCAAAGGGUGGCCAGAGGGGAAGAGAUCACCGAACUUGUCGAGGUGUAUGAGAAAAGCAUUAAGGGGGUGCUCAACACGUAUCGCAAUUCGACUACACGACAGAAGUACGGUAAACAUGAAGAAUACGUCAAGUACAAAGAGGCUGUGUGGGAGGUCGACCACGAGGAGGCCAUGCCCCCCAUCAACGACUUCCUCCCCGCCGAGGAAGGCGACGACAGCGACGACGAGGAUCUUCAGAUGGGCGGUGUCACACAGGACUACAAGUGCCCACUGACCCUCACAAUCAUGAAGGACCCGCUAACAUCAAAAUUAUGCCACCACUCGUACUCCGCCGAUGCUAUCCGGGAAUACCUCGCACGUGGACCAAAAGCAUGUCCUGCUGCCGGUUGUACAGUGCGAAUCACCGUAGGGGAUUUGGAACCGGACCCGGCCUUGGCCAAGCGAGCCAAACGGUUCGCCGAGAGGGCCGCGAGACACGAAUCAGAUAGCGAGGAUGAUGCGGACGAGAUCGUCGAUUGA
This is a messenger RNA of Punctularia strigosozonata HHB-11173 SS5, 606 nucleotides long. RefSeq lists its product as uncharacterized. Gene Ontology annotation, biological process: protein sumoylation; double-strand break repair via homologous recombination. Gene Ontology annotation, cellular component: nucleus; Smc5-Smc6 complex. Gene Ontology annotation, molecular function: zinc ion binding; SUMO ligase activity. The transcript has 4 exons. The record is from RefSeq and is a predicted model, not a curated record. The annotation marks the transcript as partial. Lineage: Eukaryota; Fungi; Basidiomycota; Agaricomycetes; Corticiales; Punctulariaceae.